Messenger RNA from Hyaena hyaena (striped hyena), 2005 nucleotides. It is a transcript of the gene ERFE, whose product is annotated as erythroferrone. Gene Ontology annotation, biological process: negative regulation of gluconeogenesis; positive regulation of insulin receptor signaling pathway; positive regulation of D-glucose import across plasma membrane. Lineage: Eukaryota; Metazoa; Chordata; Mammalia; Carnivora; Hyaenidae. The transcript has 8 exons. The record is from RefSeq and is a predicted model, not a curated record. Bases 1 to 1035 code for a protein of 344 amino acids. Gene Ontology annotation, molecular function: hormone activity.
AUGGCCCCCGCCCGCCGCCCCGCCGGGGCCCGCCUGCUCCUCGUCUACGCGGGCCUGCUGGCCGCCGCCGCGGGCUUCGGCUCCCCGGAGCCCGGAGAGCCCGCCGAGAGCCGCGCCCGCCGGGAGCCGCGGCCCGGGAACGAGCUGCCCGCGGAGAACCGCGCGGGGCCGCCCGCCCGCCCGCCGGAGCCCAUGGCCGAGGGCGCCCGGCCCGUCGACCCCCGAGACGCCUGGAUGCUGUUCGUCAGGCAGAGUGACCGCGGCGUCAACGGCAAGAGGGGGGGCAGAGGCAAGGCCAAGAGACUGAAGCUUGGUCUGCCUGGGCCCCCAGGGCCCCCCGGUCCCCAGGGCCCGCCUGGCCCCAUCAUCCCACCUGAAGUGCUGCUGAAGGAGUUCCAGCUUCUGCUGAAAGGCGCGGUGCGGCAGCGUGAGCGCGCGGAGCCGGAGCCCUGCACGGGCGGCCCCGCGGCGGGCGCGGCCACCCCCCGGGAGGACGAGGAGGAGGCGGCCGGGGACGCGGGCGUGCUGGCCCUGCUGGCCGCGCCCCUGGCCCCGGGCCCGCGGGCGCCGCGCGUCGAGGCCGCCUUCCACGGCCGCCUGCGCCGGGACGUGUCGGUGGAGCGGCGCGCGCUGCACGAGCUCGGCGGCUACUACCUGCCCGACGCCGAGGGCGCCUUCCGCCGCGGCCCCGGCCUGAACCUGACCAGCGGCCAGUACACGGCGCCCGUCGCCGGCUUCUACGCGCUCGCCGCCACGCUGCACGCGGCGCUCGCCGAUCAGCCCCGGCGGGGACCGCCGCGCCCACGGGACCGCCUGCGCCUGCUCAUCUGCAUCCAGUCCCGGUGCCAACGCAACGCCUCCCUGGAGGCGGUCAUGGGCCUGGAGAGUAGCAGCGAGCUCUUCACCAUCUCGGUAAACGGUGUUCUGUACCUGCAGCAGGGGCAGUACGCCUCCGUCUUCCUGGACAACGCCAGCGGCUCCUCCCUCACGGUGCGCAGCGGCUCCCACUUCAGCGCCGUCCUCCUUGGCGUGUGAGCGGCCGCGGCGGGCCCUUGCUCGUGCCCGGCCCACAGAAGCGGGGUCCGAACAGUCUCCGGGCGGCGUUGGCGUGGCUGCCGGGGGAGGGGGCACGCGCAGGAGGAAGCCCGCUGGGACUGCCCGCGUGGGCACCACAGCUCAGCCCAGCGACGGCCCAGCCACCGGCAGCCCAGGGAGGGGACGUGCCAACUGGCACCAGCAGUGACCUCCGGAGGCCUUUCAAGAUCAGGAGGGCCCUGUUGGGCUGCUAUUUGGCAAAUGUUUCUAGCGCGACUCCGCGCCCAGGAGUACUUGCUUCGUCUCGGGGAAGCACGGUCCCAAGUUCACCUCGGUGCCGUAGCUGUGAUGGACCGGGAGGCGAGGCGGGGGGUCCUGUGAGGAGACACAGCUGUCCACCUGUAGCGCGUUUCUUCCACGGUGUCGCUGAGAAAGUUACACGGCAGCCCUGGGCAGGGCGGCCGCAGGGACGUGGUGCCGCAGGUGUGCGGGGGGCCGUGCGUUCGGGCCUGCAGAGGAGUGGGCGGCGGCUGCAGUCACUGGAACCAUCUGCUGGCUUCAGGAUGGGGACGGUCCCAUGUCUGACGGAGCUCCCAGGGCACACAGCUCGCAUCCCCUCUCGGAACCCCAGCACCUCCCUCCCGCGGGGACUGGGGGUGGGGCCCGGGCACGGUAGCCGUGAACCAGUCACUCGCUGCCCUUGGCAGGCCUGGUGCGAUUCUCAGUAGGACUCGUACCCACCCUACCAGGAAGGGCCGCUGCCCUGGGUCCCGCCUCGAGUCACUGUUUGAUAAGGGCCGCUGCGGCCACACCCUUCUCUGGAUUUCCCUCUGCGUCCGGCGGGCACGGGUGUUUUAGAGAAGUUAGCUUUUAUCCUGGAAACUUCCAUCCUCUCAGUCUAGUGUAUUACACAGCUGUCUGCUGAAGUAUUUAUUGUAUGAUGACGUAUUUAUAUAAAUAACUGACUUCA